Molecule: messenger RNA, 6898 nt
Organism: Nothobranchius furzeri (turquoise killifish)
Lineage: Eukaryota; Metazoa; Chordata; Actinopteri; Cyprinodontiformes; Nothobranchiidae
Gene: ptpn9b
Product: protein tyrosine phosphatase non-receptor type 9b
Biological process (GO): protein dephosphorylation
Molecular function (GO): protein tyrosine phosphatase activity
Source: RefSeq, a predicted model, not a curated record
UUAGGGCUGCAGCGUCGGCUGGCUUGACCGCGGUUCGGUGCCUCAGUGUGUCUCAACAUGAGACAUAACAGAAGGUUGUUCAGGUGCUUUCGUCUGGGCCGGGGGGCUAACUUUUAAAGAAGAAUGUGAGCUCAAUAAUCGCGUGUGAGGUGUCGAGACGUGAGCGAGCGCCUAGUGGGCGGCGAGCCCGCUGCGGCGCUGCAUGCGACGUUGGUGCGGAGGCUUCAAGAUGGCGGAAGCCCUGACAACUCAGGAGGAGCUGGCUGUGGAGGCCUUCCUGAAUGAGGUACACAGCAGGGAGCUACCUCACAGCGCUGGGCUCGUCUCCCAACCUACAGCUGUUAAGUUUCUUAUGGCCCGCAAGUUUGACGUCUCCAGAGCCAUCGAUCUAUUCCAAGCUUAUAAGAACACAAGAAUCAAAGAGGGCAUCAUCAACAUAAACCCAGACGAGGAGCCCCUCCGCUCUGAGUUGCUGAGUGGCAAAUUUACAGUGCUGCCUGGCCGAGAUGCAAAGGGGGCAGCUUUAGCGCUCUUCACCGCCCGCCUCCAUCGACCAGACGUCACCACCCACAGAGCCGUGCUACAGGCCAUCAUCUAUCAGCUGGACAAAACUAUAGAGAGCUCACAAACUCAAAGAGACGGGCUCAUUUUUAUUUACGACAUGACAAACUCGAGCUACGGGAACUUUGACUACGAGCUCUGUGUCAAGAUUCUCAAUCUGCUCAAGGGAGCUUUUCCCGCUCGUCUGAAAUGUGUCUUCAUCGUGUCCUCUCCACUUUGGUUUCGAGCCCCUUUUGCAGUUCUACGCCUCUUUGUACGAGAGAAGCUAAGGGAAAGGGUAUGCACAGUGAGAGCUUCUGAGCUGGCCAGCCACAUCCCAGUCUCCUCUCUUCCUGAACACCUGGGUGGGACAUCCCAGUACAGCCACGUAGCUUGGAUCCAGUCCUGUGUUAACAUGCAAACAAACACUUUUCAGGGUGACACACAGGAACACGACGCCCAUGACUGUGUGGGCAGCUUGUUGCGCUCCUACAGCUUGGACAACAGCAACACGAGCAUAGACGACCCGCCGCCCCACGCUCUCAUGAAUACACAGCUGGGUACUGAGCAUAGCGUGGCUAACUGCUACGGUGACAACAAUGCGAACCCACACAACCACUUUGGUGCUGUAGAGGGCAGGACUCGAGGCCCGGGCCAGUGCCAGCAGAGCUUAAGUUCUGGUGCCGACAAGGGGAACCACCAACACUGGAAUGGCUCAGCAGUGAGCGCUGCCAACACCAGUGGUAGUGGCCCAAACACAAAUAUAAAUGGCCGUGGCUGCCAAGCUCCUCCCCAGUCUGACACUCCUCCCAUCACGCCACUUUCACACAAAGGAGAUGGAGACACAGCCGAUGGCGAAGCAGCACACUCUACAGUUUCCUCUCACAGUGAGGGUGUGAAGGGCAAUGGUGAGGGUGGAGAGGGGGCUGCAGUGCCUCCGUUGCCUCAGAAGUGCCUCCCUCGCCCACCCAACCAGCCUUUCUCUCAUUCCCCACCCUUGUCUUCAUCGUGGGGUCCUGAUGAUGAGAGGCGCUACGCUGAGGUGUCUGUUCACAUGCCAGACCAGGGAGGCUUGACUGUUCAUAAGCUGGUGGAUUAUGUGAAAAGGAAGAAGAAGAGGGGGAUCUACCAGGAGUACGAGGAGAUCCGAAAGGAGCCUCCAGCAGGGACCUUUGACUACUCAAAGAAAAUGGCCAAUCAGGUUAAGAACCGGUACAGCGACGUCCUCUGUCUGGACCAGUCACGAGUACGACUCUGCCAGCUUUCUGAUGAAGAGGAUGAGACAUCGGAUUACAUCAAUGCCAGUUUCAUGGACGGGUACAAGAGGAGCAACACUUACAUCGCUACUCAGGGUCCUUUGCCAAAAACCUUUGCUGACUUCUGGCGGAUGGUAUGGGAACAGAUGGUACUUAUCGUUGUCAUGACCACCAGGGUGGUUGAGCGAGGACGUGUCAAAUGUGGUCAGUACUGGCCUCUUGAGGAGGGCAGGACUGAACAACAUGGAUACUUCAGGGUCAAGAACACACAAAUCCAGGUGUUUCAGGACUUUAAACUCUCCCAUCUUGAAUUAUAUAACACACAGUCUGGAGAGAAACGAGAAGUGUACCACUACCUCUAUGUCAGCUGGCCAGACUUCGGGGUACCUAAAAGUGCGUCUGCUAUGUUGGACUUCCGUGAACAUGUACUUCAAACAAGGAAGGUUGCAGUCCAGAACCUGGGAUCCAGCUUGAGGGGGCCUCCGGGGGGCCCUCCAGUGGUUGUGCAUUGCAGUGCUGGCAUUGGACGCACAGGCACAUUCUGCACACUCGACAUAUGCCUAUCCCAGCUGGAAGACGUUGGCACAGUAGAUAUCCGCCAGACUGUGCGCAGGAUGCGCACACAGAGAGCUUUCAGCAUUCAAACCUGGGACCAGUACUACUUUUGCUACACCGCAGUCAUCGAAUAUGCUCAGCAACGUGGGAAACUGAGUCCUGUGCAGUGGUCUGACUCGGACUUAGAGACCGACAGCGAGUGAGAGAGACAUGCAGAGAUGACUAGAUAAACCCAAACACAAGUCGUGAAUAAAUGAGAAGCAGCAUUUCAGAGUGGAGAGGUAACCCCGCGAGAGAGAGAGAGACAAGGGGGGCUCGAGUGAUUGCUCUUUCUUCAUGAAAGUUGAUGGAAGGUGAAAACACCGGAGGAACAAAUGCAGUGGACAUUAAGCAUUGCAUCACUGAGCAAGCUGGCCUGCCAAUGUCCAAGCCUCCUCCUUUUUACUUAGCCAACUGGGGGCUUGGUCCUGACACCAAACCCGUCUGAUUGACAAAGCUUCGUACGAGUUGUAGCAUUUUUAUAUUGACUUGCACUUGAGGAAUGACUGACUUGAACUUGUACCCAUGUGGAGCCCUCAAAACUCGAGUGUUUGUUCCGUUUUAUAUUUCUUGUUGCUUUUCAACUCUGAACGAGUCUGAUUACAAAUGAAAUGUGAGGGGCGAUAAAAGGUGAAACUUGAAAACAUUUCUCCUUAAUUUUAUGUUUUUACUUUAAGCUGGAAUGGUUCUCUGCGAGAAAAGUUGCAACAGAUUUUUCAGAGAGCCAUUUAGUCCCAUUUCCUUUUUUUAUGUCACUUAUUUCCAAUGACAUGUUCUACGUGUGCUUUAUAUUUGUGCAUAUUUAGUCUAACGAUUCAAAGCCAAAGUACUCACCCUGAAUGCUUGGAUGAGAUAUUAUAAACUGAAACCAUCUAUAUUCUUGUAACAUACAUGUAUACUUUAUUGUGUAUAAUAACAUCUAAAAUAAGAGCAUAAAAAGCCUUGUUAUGUAUGAUUGAUCUAAUCUUCAAAAAGUGCUGGUGAAGUUUCAGUCUUCUAGGUCAUGUUAAUCCAAAGGGUUCAUGUGAAGGCACCUGGACUUCGUUGUUUUCUUGAAGACGUCUUGCUUCUCAUCCGAGGAGCUUUGUCCAUUCUGACUUCAAUAUGGGAGGGUCAAGCUUCUAAACUGUAACUAUCAGUUGUUUCUUAAUGAGCUGAAACUACAUAUGAGUACCCCUCCGAGGAGUUGUUGACGUCAUUAAGACCUAUUGUGUUAGUGUUGAAGGUGCUGGAAAGGUGAAACAGGAGGCCUCAAGUUUUACCUUUCCAGCACCCGCAAUGCACCUCUAAACCUAAUUCCCAAACCGUUUUAAGUCUAGGUCACACCUUGCUGAAUCUAAACAAAACAAACAUUCUACCACAAUAGGUCUUAUAAACAUGGACUCUUUGGAGGGCAGGGAGGAGGGGUAUUCAUGGGUAGUUUCUGCUCAUUACGCAGCAAUAGAAAGUUACGUUUAUAAGUGUGACCCUCCUAUUUUCCAGUCAGAAUUGACGAAGUUCUUCGGAGGAGAAGCCAAACGUCUUCAAGAAGCCAUAGUCCAGUUGCCUUCAUAUAAAUUCUUUGAGUCUUCAGAAAGAAAAUCUACAGAAGCUGGAUUAUGUAACAGUACAGUUCUGGUUUUAAACUCAUGGCGGAUAUUUCGGGUCUAACAUCUUCUUUGCAGUCUGAGCAUCCAGACUGGACGCUCUUAAGUGAUUUGGCCUUAACUAGAUUCACUGCCUCGUAUAGUUUUCAGAUUCAAUACUAUAUUUCAAACUUCUCUUGUUGUUGCCUGUUUUCAAACAUUUCAACUUUAAAAGCCACGAUACUUUUUAAUUCUUGAGGGGUAUUCUGCCUCAGAUUACUGUGCCUUCACGCUUUCCUUAGCUUAACGUCUUGUUAGUGAGUUAAGUCACCCAAACUAGUACACUUACAUACAGUGAGGAUCAUAAGUAUUUGAAAACCUUUCAAUUUUGCAAGUUUUCCCACUUAGAAAUCAUGGAGGGGUCUGAAAUUGACAUUGUAGGUGCAUUCCCACUGUGAGAGACCGAAUGUAAAUAUCAGGAAAUCACAUUGUAUGAUUUGCAAAGAAUUUUUGUUUUGCACUGCUGCACAUAAGUAUUAGAACACCUGAGAAAAUCUGUAUUAAUAUUUGGUACAGAAGCCUUUGUUUGCAGUUACAGAGAUCAAACAUUUCCUGUAGUUCCUGACCAGGUUUGCACAUACUGCAACAGGGAUUUUGGCCCACUCCUCCACGCAGAUCUUCUCUAGAUCUGUCAGGUUCUGGUGCUGGUGCUGAGAAACAGAGUUUCCACUCCCUCCAAAGAUUUUCGAUUGGAUUUAGGUCUGGAGACUGGCUAGGCCACUCCAGAACCUUGAUAUGCUUUUUACAGAGCCAUUCCUUGGUUAUCCUGGCUGUGUGCUUCAGGUCAUUGUCAUACUGGAAGACCCAGCCACGACCUCAUCUUCAAUGCUGUGACUGAGGGAAGGAGGUUGUUGCUCAAAAUGUCAAUACAUGGCCCCAUUCAUCCUCCAGUGCAGUCGUCCUGUCCCCUUUGCAGAAAAGCACCCCCAAAGCAUGAGGUUUCCACCCCCAUGCUUCACAGUAGGCAAGGUGUUCUUUGGAUGCAACUCCUUUUUCCUCCAAACACGGCGAGCGAAGUUUAGACCAAAAAGUUCUACUUUGGUCUUAUCUGACCACAUGACUUUCUCCCAUGCCUCCUUUUGGAUAAUCCAGAUUUGGCAAACUGCAGACGGGCCUGGACAUGUGAUGAAUUCAGCAGGGGAACUUUUCGUGCAAUGUGUGAUUUGAAUCCAUGACGGCAUAGUGUUCUACCAACAGUGACCUUUGAAACUGUGGUCCCAGCUCUCUUCAAGUCAUUGACCAGCUCCUCCUGUGUCGUUCUGGGCUGAUUCUUCACCUUUCUUAUCAGUGAUACCCCACGAGAUGGGAUCUUGCAGGGAGCCCCAGUCCGAGGGAGGCUGACGGUCAUCUUUAGCCUCUUCCAUUUUCUGACAACUGCUUCAACAGUUGACCUAUUUUCACUAAGCUGCUUGGCAAUUUCCCCGCAGCCCUUUCCAGUCUUGUGGAGGUCCACGAUUUAGUCUCUGGUUUCUUUUGACAGCUCUUUGGUCUUGUCCAUGGUAGUAGUUGGAGUCUGACUGACUGGUGUGGACAGGUGUCUUUAAAGAGCUCAGACAGGUGCUGCUAAUUAAGAUGACUAAGUGGAGCAGAGGUGGACUUCUUAAAGGCAGAGUAACAGGUCUUUGAGAGCCAGAAUUCUUGCUGAUUGCCAGGUGUUCAAAUACUUAUGUGCAGCAGUGCAAAACAAAGAAAUUCUUUGCAAAUCAUACAAUGUGAUUUCCUGAUUUUUUUUUACAUUCUGUCUCUCACAGUGGGAAUGCACCUACAUUGUGAAUUUCAGACCCCUCCAUGAUUUCUAAGUGGGAGAACUUGCAAAAUCGCAAGGUGUUCAAAUACUUAUGUUCCUCACUGUAAUACACAGUAAACACCCACAUUUUUUGCCUGGCAUAACACCUUUACACAAGUAGUGAAUUAUCCAGUUGGUGACUGAUUUAAGAUGUGGCUGUUUUAUCAUUUGACCUCAGGGGGUAUCUUUAUUUUUUUGUUUUAAAGGUUUUGGGUUUAUGUCUUAUAAAUUGCCAUUUCAAAGUUUUUUGUACUGUAUUGUAUCCUACUGUAUUUGUAUACCGUCUCAGUCGUUGAAUGUUGGUACGAUGCUACAGCAAAAACAGACAAGUUAUUUCCUUUAUUAAGCUGAACAAAUCACAUGGGGACUGAAAGUUAUAUUUUUGUUGUUGACCGUGAAAUGUAGCUAGAAAAUGUUGGUUGUCAGUAUUUUAGAUCCAUCUUGUAAAAACCAAUCCAAAGGGGAUGAGCUAGCGGUUGACAUUUUUGUAGAGGUCAUUGCCAAACUCAUAAGGACAACAUUAACAGCCACAGCCUUCACCAGGAUGCAACAGGAAAGUAGAUGUCAUAAGAAUCCAUUUUCACUAAACAAAGACAAACCUGUCAUUUCUGUUGACAUAGAAAUAUUAUAUUUAACGUGUUAAAGUUUAAGCAUGGAACAAGAGCCUUGAAUGUUUUUGGGGUAAUGGUGUCAGAUUUUAGUCAAACAUGGUUAUUUUCUCAUGAAUGUGGACCCUGCAACCCUCCAAGCCAAAGGCUAGGCUCACCUUAGGAUUUUAUUUAUUUGUUUUCUUAAAUUUUAGUUCAAUUUUUUUAAUUCAUCCACACCAGCCUACUUGCAUGGACACUACCAGUGCAGCCUUUGACGCAGGGACUCUGGAGCACCUCGGGAACAUAACUAACAUUUCUAUAGCUAAUGGGAGAGUGUGUACAGAGUCUGUGCUUUCUUUUUCUUUUCAUAAGAGGCAGAAUGCUAUGUGGGUUUGCCAUUUGAAUUAUAAGUUUGUUUCUGUGCUUUAAUUUCUUGUGAUUGAUUUAUUGCCUUUUACAUGCUGAUGACCCAUCUGUCCCAUUAAAGCAACGGUCUUAUUAUCUUUA